AUGGCGUCCCUUCUGCGAUUGUCGUCCGGUCUGGCGCAAAAGCUCUUUGGGAAUCAGUUGGCAAAAAUAACAUGUCUUGGAACACAGCAAGACCAAAGCUUUCAUUUCAGAAUCCAUGGCCGCAACACUGACGCUAAACAUUCUGCAUCUGCACAGAUUUCACGGGACUAUCCUGUCAUUGAUCACACCUAUGAUGCUGUUGUGGUGGGUGCUGGUGGCUCUGGUCUACGAGCAGCAUUUGGCUUGGCCAAUGAAGGUUUCAAAACUGCUUGUGUCACUAAAUUAUUUCCAACACGGUCACACACUGUUGCUGCCCAGGGAGGAAUCAAUGCAGCACUUGGAAACAUGGAAGAAGAUGAUUGGCGCUACCAUUUCUAUGAUACAGUGAAAGGAUCUGAUUGGCUUGGAGACCAGGACGCAAUCAGCUACAUGUGUGAAGAAGCCCCCAAAGCUGUUAUUGAGCUAGAGAAUUAUGGGAUGCCAUUCAGUCGACUGGAGAAUGGACGUAUUUACCAGCGGGCAUUUGGUGGCCAAAGUUUAAAAUAUGGCAAAGGAGGUCAGGCUCAUCGUUGUUGCUGUGUGGCUGACCGUACAGGUCAUUCCCUGUUGCACACUUUAUAUGGACGUUCAUUAAUGUAUGAGACACAGUACUUCAUUGAAUACUUUGCUUUGGAUCUUAUAAUGGAAGAUGGGGAGUGCCGAGGUGUAAUUGCCCUCUGCUUAGAAGAUGGAUCAAUCCACAGAAUUCGAGCUAAAAACACUGUCAUUUCCACUGGGGGUUAUGGUCGUACCUAUUUUUCCUGUACCUCUGCUCACACCUGCACAGGUGAUGGUACAGCAAUGAUCAGCAGAGCUGGCCUUGGCAAUGAAGACCUGGAAUUUGUUCAAUUCCAUCCAACAGGUAUCUAUGGAGCUGGCUGUCUUAUAACUGAAGGUUGCCGAGGAGAAGGAGGCUAUCUUCUCAACUCUGAAGGUGAACGUUUUAUGGAACGUUAUGCUCCUAAUGCAAAGGAUUUGGCUUCUCGAGAUGUUGUUUCCAGAGCCAUGACUAUUGAAAUCAGAGAAGGCAGGGGUGUUGGGCCUGAAAAAGAUCAUGUCUAUCUGCAGUUGUCACAUCUGCCUGCAGAUGUGCUCAAAUCUCGUCUGCCUGGAAUCUCCGAGACAGCUAUGAUUUUUGCUGGUGUGGAUGUAACUCGGGAACCCAUCCCCGUACUUCCUACUGUACAUUACAACAUGGGUGGUAUACCUACUAACUACAAGGGACAAGUAAUCAAGUACACUCAUGAGAAAGGAGAUGAAGUUAUACCUGGUCUCUAUGCCUCAGGAGAGUCUGCUUGUGCUUCUGUCCACGGGGCUAAUCGUCUGGGUGCAAAUUCUCUCUUGGAUUUGGUUGUCUUUGGAAGAGCGUGUGCUAAUACAAUUGCUCAGGAAAACAGACCAGGUGAUCCAAUUGGUGAAAUAUCACAGAAUGCAGGUGAAGAAUCUGUUGCUAAUCUUGAUCGGCUGCGAUAUGCCAAUGGAAGUGUCUCUACAGCAGAAUUACGACUGAAAAUGCAAAAGGCCAUGCAAAACCAUGCAGCUGUAUUCCGAGAAGGGCAUACUUUAAAGAAAGGCUGUGAACUGAUGUCUGAAAUUUAUUCCCAGUUAGAAGAUCUGAAGGUUUCUGACCGUGGCUUAGUUUGGAACACAGAUUUAAUUGAAUCUCUUGAAUUACAAAAUUUGAUGAUCAAUGCAAUGCAAACUAUUUAUUCGGCUGAAAAUCGAAAAGAAUCAAGAGGUGCCCAUGCACGUGAAGAUUACCAGAAACGUAUUGAUGAAUAUGACUACAGCAAACCAUUGGAAGGCCAAGUGAAGAAGCCAAUAGAAGAACAUUGGAGAAAACACACAAUUAGUGAUAUUGAUAUCAAGACAGGAAAAGUCAGAUUGUCCGUAUGUUGUACCUGCUGUCCGAUCAUAUUAACCUCAGCUAGUUCAAUGCCUCUUCCUUUGCCUGUGUGCUACUUCCUAAAUGAAGUCCAUUAUUCUGAAGAAUAA
Molecule: messenger RNA, 2034 nt
Organism: Acanthosepion pharaonis
Lineage: Eukaryota; Metazoa; Mollusca; Cephalopoda; Sepiida; Sepiidae
Source: the annotation of a GenBank genome assembly